Molecule: messenger RNA, 1439 nt
Organism: Drosophila eugracilis
Lineage: Eukaryota; Metazoa; Arthropoda; Insecta; Diptera; Drosophilidae
Product: transcription factor Ouib
Exons: 4
Coding region: 113-1309 (398 amino acids)
Biological process (GO): regulation of transcription by RNA polymerase II
Cellular component (GO): PcG protein complex; nucleus; transcription regulator complex
Molecular function (GO): DNA-binding transcription factor activity, RNA polymerase II-specific; zinc ion binding; RNA polymerase II cis-regulatory region sequence-specific DNA binding
Source: RefSeq, a predicted model, not a curated record
GUGUUGCACAACGUCACGGGUAGUAAACAUAUUGCGGGUGUUUCGUAGUAAAUGACAAAUUCGCUGUUUACAAUUGGGAGUUUACCAAUUUAUUUUCGGAUAAUCUGGUAAAAUGCUUCAAAAUGUAUGCCGCGUGUGUGCCAGCAGCACGGAUAACUCAAAAUCGCUUAAACUAUUUAAUAAUGGAGCUAGUAAAGUCCUGCAGCAAAUCAACUUACUCACCGGCGUCGUACUCCAAUUUGAAGUCGAUUUACCCGACUGGAUGUGCGAGACCUGUCAAUCGGAUCUAAAGAGUGCCAUAUCUUUUCGCGAUCGCUGCCUGAGCAGUCAAAAGAUCUUUGAGGAGUCACUGACCAGAUGCGAAGUAGCCACAUCCCGCUCCUCAGUUCGUCGAAGUGCCCGCUCUCAAAGACAACGCCAUGAAGAUCCCGUUCCAAAGAGCCCGUCCCCCUUAGAGGUUAUGAUCAAGCUGGAGAGCCUGAGUAAUGGGGACGAAGAAGACGAUGGAAUCGAUCACCUGGAUUCGUGCAAUGAGGCCGCCAUGGAGAUGGCCAUUAAAACGAUGUCAUCCUUUUCAGAGGAUGAUGAGCCCACCUCAGAAAUUCGCGUGAAAAGAACCCGACGUCGGGGACUCAAGAAAUCCGAAAAAAGUGAAAAGCGCUCGAAGGUAGCGCUCCCCGUGUUUUUUUGCGAUCAAUGCGGUAACAACAUUACGGGAAAGUCUUCCUUCGAUCGUCAUCUGCGUAAGCACAGUGGGAUCAGGCCCUUCCAGUGCGAAUUGUGCCCCGCCCGGUUUCUUUCCUCCGGAGAACUUAAGGGACACCAGGUCAUGCACACCGGGGAUCGAAAUUUUCAAUGCCGCUACUGUGACCGAACCUACGUCAACUAUAGUGGACGCCUGCGCCAUGAGAGGACCCACACAAAUGAUCGGCCUUUUGUUUGUGCCCAGUGCGGUAAGACCUUUACCAACUCUUACAUCCUGAAGAACCAUAUGCUUAUCCACACUGGUGAACGUCUGUUUAGAUGUGAGCUAUGUCAUCGAUCGUUUGCGCGACCCACCCAUUUAAAGACUCACUAUCGGUCCAAUACCCACAAGCACAAUGUGGAGAAAGCGAAAGUAGAGUCGGGUGAGGUACAGCUGUCACAAUCCCAGCCAAAGGAGGAGACUAAAUUUGUAGCGGAAAAGGAGACAGAAGCGGAGGUUGUUCCCUUUACGAUAGAAGUGCCUUUGCCAGCGGAAGAGGAGCAGGAUGAAUCUUUGGAUUUGGCUACUCUGGGAACAUCCACUCUAAUUUAUAGUACAAAUUAGAUAAUUUCCGAGUCAAUCUCAACCCUAAAGCCAAAUAUAGUGUACAGUUUUGUUUAUUCGGUAUUAAGGUCUAUCUGCAAUAUGCUCCUAAAUGUUUUUAAAUUUUUAAAUGAAUAGUUCAGAAUCCUUA